Saprolegnia parasitica CBS 223.65 is the source of this 841-nucleotide messenger RNA. RefSeq lists its product as hypothetical. The coding region runs from base 22 to 804 and encodes 260 amino acids. The transcript is spliced from 3 exons. The record is from RefSeq and is a predicted model, not a curated record. Lineage: Eukaryota; Oomycota; Saprolegniomycetes; Saprolegniales; Saprolegniaceae.
AUUUGCAAUUUGACUUGCGCGAUGCACAAAUGGCUGGGCAUCGUGCACUCGGACUCGGAGGCCGAGAGCUCCGACUCGGACGCGGACCUCUUUGACGCGACGGACAACAGCGCGCAGCGGGCGCGGGCGAAAGCCUACGCCGACGACAUUGCGAGCCGGCGCUGGGGCCUCUCGCACCGCGACCGCGCCGGUCUCGCCGAGGGCCAGCUCGCGCUCACGCCCACGAUCGCCGUCGCGUUCGCCGAAGAACUCGGGCAGCAGCGCCGCGUCUGGGACUGCGCGCUCGUGCUCUCCAAGUUCCUCACGAACGCAGCCUACUUUGCACCGGACUUCUUUCUGGGCAAGCGCGUCAUCGAACUCGGCUGCGGCAUUGGCGUCCCAGGCAUCUCGGCCGCGCUCCUCGGCGCCUCCGACGUCGUUCUCACCGACAUGGCCGUCGCUUUGCCGUGGAUCAACGUCAACAUUGCAAAAAACCGCGUGGAGCACUCGGCGCGCGCCGAGACGCUGCUCUGGGGCCCGUCGCCAAGCGCGUCGCUCGGCUCGUUUGACGUGAUCUUGUGCUCCGACUUGAUCUACGGCGACGAGGAGCUCUCGCAGCUGCUGGUGGCGACGAUCCGCGCGCUCUCGCACGCCACCACCGUCGUCGUCUCGGCUUACGAAGCCCGCGCGGCGGGAAACCAAGGCGCGCACUUCCUCGCUGCCAUCGCCGCGUCGCACGACGUCGAGCACGUGCCCCGCGACGCGCUUGACGCCGUGUACCAGUCGGCCAACCUCCACGUGCAGCUCCUCCGGCCACGCUUCUAGCGCGAUAGAACAACGAAUCGAGCCUUUUUACUACUAC